Leguminivora glycinivorella is the source of this 1000-nucleotide messenger RNA. RefSeq names its product protein obstructor-E-like. The record is from RefSeq and is a predicted model, not a curated record. Gene Ontology annotation, molecular function: chitin binding. Gene Ontology annotation, cellular component: extracellular region. Lineage: Eukaryota; Metazoa; Arthropoda; Insecta; Lepidoptera; Tortricidae.
AUGUUCAGUGCGCUGGAGUGCGGUGCCGGCGUCUGUUCAACACACUCUAUAAAAAGUGUAAUUUUAUUACAUAAUAGUGUAUUUUAAUAACAAAAGAUGGCGUUCAAAUCGAGUAUAGGGCUAGUCUUCCUCGGGUGCCUAGUUGUACUAGCGUCAUCAGCUCUACCAAAGACAAACCGCAAGCCGGCCAACGCGCCGUCGCGCGCGCAAGCAGAAGCCGACCGCGACGCCGAGAUCACCAACUCUUGCCCCGACGACGGGUUCUUCGCCGACGCCGAGCAGUGCGACAAGUACUAUGAAUGCAGGCAGGGUGAGAUCAUCGAGAAGCUGUGCCCGGACGGCAUGGUGUUUAACGACUACAAUCCAGAUGACGAGAAAUGCGACCUGCCGUUCAACUUGGACUGCUCUCAGAGGCCUAAACUACAGGAGCCCAAACCCACCCUCCACUGCCCACGCCUCAACGGCUACUUCUCCCACGAGGACCCGAAGGAAUGCGGCAAGUUCUACUACUGUGUGGACGGCAAGUUCAACAUGAUCACGUGCCCCGAUGGGCUCGUCUACAACGAGAAGACCGGCAUCUGCACCUGGCCUGAUGAGGCCAAGAAGAAGGGAUGUGGUGCUGCUGAGGUGUUCCAAUUCGACUGCCCGCCCGUGAACGAAACCUUCGGCCUCACCCACCCCCGUUACGCCGAUCCUGACGACUGCCAAUUCUUCUACGUCUGCAUCAAUGGAAACACGCCCCGUCGGUCCGGCUGCAAGCUCGGCCAGGCCUUCGACGAUGUCAGCAAAAAGUGCGAGUGGGCAAGGAAGGUCCCUGAAUGCGCUGACUGGUACAAAGGCCAGCUGACCGACGCCGAGCUGGACGCCCUGGAGAACCCCCCCACCCUGAAGCCGAAGCCCUCCAGCUCACAGCCGAGCCGCCGCAAGCCCCAGCGCCCCGGCAAGGGCAAGGCGGUUGAGGAAUGAGCGUUAGACCAAUAAACGGGUUAAGUUUUAAGUA